AUGGGACGCGGGCGCAAGGGCUCAGCAAAGCGUGUCAAGGCUCCAAAGCGAAGCAAGGCCCCGAAGCGAAGUAAGGCCCUGAAGCCAAUCAAGGCCCCAAAGCGAUCAGUUCGACAGAAGCCAUCCAAGUCACUUGUUCGACAGAAGGCUUCAUCAAAGCAAACUGUUCGACAGAAACCCUCGGUCAAGCGUCCUGUUCAUAAGCCCUCGUCAAAACGGCCUGUUCAACGCAAGACCUCGUCAAAGAGACCUGGUCAAAACAGCUACGACUACAACUACGACUACAACUACGACUACAACAACGACUACACAUCAUACCCAUCUGUUGAAGCUGGUGGAUAUCUGGAGCACUCUGGCAGCAGGAUCUCGCGUCGUCGGUGUGUGGUAAUCUCCCGUAUCAUCGAGCUCGCCUUCGUGGCUGUCACCCUCGGCGUCGGGAUUUAUCGUCUUCUCCACCCCCCUAUACCAACGUAUCCUCCAGGCACUACGGAUGACCAUGGCGCGAUACCCUUGAUCCUCGCAGCCGGCGCGUUGGGGGUUGUCAGCGUAACUUUUGGUUUCGUUUUCCUGUCCGACAGAUUCGUCUUCAUGUCAGAAAGGGGCCGCAAAUGGUGUGGGUUGUACAUAUUCGCGUGGUUGGAUACCAUUUAUUUUACAGUGGGCUUUGGUGCGGUAUAUAACGCGCACACUAGUCUAACCGACGAAAAGACGCAUUGCUAUAAAAAUAUCGGGUCCUAUCCUGGCUGUGCAAUGCUGAUGGCGACAAUGGUGAUGACCUGUCUUGGCAUUCUCACUGUCUUCGCGUGCGCGGUCGUGGAGGCUUUUUACGUCCAUCAACGAAGAAAGGCUUGA
Diaporthe amygdali is the source of this 852-nucleotide messenger RNA. RefSeq lists its product as uncharacterized. Lineage: Eukaryota; Fungi; Ascomycota; Sordariomycetes; Diaporthales; Diaporthaceae. The transcript is spliced from 4 exons. The coding region runs from base 1 to 852 and encodes 283 amino acids. The record is from RefSeq and is a predicted model, not a curated record.